This is a messenger RNA of Entelurus aequoreus (snake pipefish), 1271 nucleotides long. Its product is annotated as putative deoxyribonuclease TATDN3. Bases 85 to 897 code for a protein of 270 amino acids. Lineage: Eukaryota; Metazoa; Chordata; Actinopteri; Syngnathiformes; Syngnathidae. Gene Ontology annotation, molecular function: hydrolase activity, acting on ester bonds. The record is from RefSeq and is a predicted model, not a curated record. The transcript has 10 exons.
CAUAUAACGUUGCUUGCGACCCACCAUUAAAUGAAGAAGAAGAAGACCGGAAGUUGUUUUCUAGCUAAUUAGCCUCUCAACUCCAUGCAUGGUUUUAUCGACUGCCACUGUCACAUCUCCGCCAGAGAUUUUGACAAGGACAUAGAAAGCGUUAUUGAGAGCUCCAAACGGGCUGGACUGUUGGCAUUGCUCGCUGUGGCAGAACAUGCUGGGGAGUUUGAAAAGAUCAUUGCCCUGUCCCAAAGAUUCCCGGGCUUUGUCUUCCCCUGCCUGGGAGUCCACCCUGUGCAAGAAGUGUCCCCACAGCAACACAGGAGCGCUUCUCUGCAGGAUCUAGACGCGGCUCUACCCAUCAUUGACAAAUACAAGGAGCAACUCGUGUCCAUUGGAGAGGUCGGCUUGGACUUCACACCCAGAUUUGUGAAAAGUGACUCCGACAAAGAAGGCCAGAGGCAGGUCCUCGUUCGUCAGUCCCGUUUGGCCAAGGAACUGGACCUCCCUCUGAACGUUCACUCGCGGUCGGCAGGAAGACCCACCAUCCAGCUCCUGAAAGAAGAAGGUGUGGAAAAGGUUUUGCUGCACGCUUUUGAUGGGAAACCGUCGGUUGCCAUGGAAGCGGUACGAGCCGGAUACUUCUUCUCCAUCCCGCCGUCCAUAAUACGCAGUGAACAGAAGCAGAAACUGGUCCAGCAGCUGCCGCUGGAGAACAUGUGUCUGGAAACCGACUCUCCCGCUCUGGGCCCGGAGAAGCAGGUGAGGAACGAGCCGCAAAACGUCCGCGUGUCCGCCGAGUACAUCAGCCGCGUCAAGGGCGUGUCCGUGGAGCAGGUGAUGGAAGCCACCACGCAGAACGCACUUCGACUCUUCCCCAAGUUGAAGGCGGCCAUCAAGGUGUGACUACACGAUUGUGUCCAGCGUGCUUACUCUCUGUUGCUGCAGCAGAUAAAGUUCAUUUAACCUCAUUAGAGCGUCAACGUACAAAGUUUGCAUAUUUAAAAGAAUAAAAGCUCACAAGACACUAGUUUAAUUCUUCACAAACAUGUCUUAUUUUUACAUUUGCCAAAGACAAAAAGUAAAGAAGGAUGUGAAAAUACAACAAUACACUUUUGACAGCAAUCAUUCAAGUUGACUUUACAGCAGUGGUCCUCAAUAGAGGGGAGGGGACUUUUUUAUAUAAAUACUUAAAGACUUUUAUAUAUUACAAUAUUGUUGUGUUUUAAAAAGAAACUGUUGAAAGAAAUCAUUGAAAAUAAACGUUGACUUUGUGUUUA